UAAAAUUAUAGAUCGUUUUAGCUUUUUUAGAUUCGUAUAUGGAACAGUUUGGAAUAGUGCUCCGUUCCAAAUCCAACCCGAACUGUCUCCUUUUUCUUUACAGCAAACGCUCAAAAUUUACUCGUCGCCUAGUACGACCAACCUCCCCGUCCGCCGAUAGAUCCGACGGCCGCGAAGUGGGCGCCAUCCUUGAUCGCCUGAAAGGAACGGCGGAGGAUGGCAACAAGGUUUUCACCACAAAUGAAAAGGGUAAGGCGGGGCGGCGUGGGCCCGGAAGAAUCCCCUCCAUCACCUCCCAGCGAAUGGGGAGGCGGCACCCACGUGAUGAGCUGCCCGCCCCCACAUCCUGACAUGCGCCGAUCCGCCAGAGCGCCGUGUCCCUCUCCUCCCGCGCCCCUAUUUCUACCUCCCCGCCGGCUCUACUCGUCGCGCUCUCCACCGGUCGUCCGCUCGUCCAUCCUCGCUAUCGCUGCCGGACACUCGCUGCCGGACACUCCCGCUGGCAGGUCGCGAAGCACACACGUCCCCGGCCGCCGCGGCUUCAGUUGAGAUCGGAAGGUAGCUAGCGGCUUCGAUCGCCACCCGUCUAUGGACAGGGAGGGGCGGCGGCCGGUCGUCGGCGAAUCGGCGGCGGCCGCGGAGGCCAUGGACGACGACGUCUCCUCGUCUCCGGCGGCGGCGGAGGCCAUGCACGACGACGGCUCCUUGUCUCCGGCGGCGGCGGAGGCCAUGGACGACGACGGCUCCUCGUCUCCGGCGUCGUACAUCAGACUGGUGCAGCAUCUGAUCGAGAAGUGCAUCUGCUACAGCAUGAACAAGGAGGAGUGCAUGGUGACGUUGGAGAAGCACGCCAACAUCCAGCCCGUCAUCACAUCCACCGUUUGGAAGGAGCUGGAGAAGGAGAACAGGGAGUUCUUCGAGACGUACAGGAAGGAGAACAGGGAGUUCUUCGAGACGUACAAGAAGGAUCGGCCGGGAGAAGAGUCGACGCAGAAGAAUCCAUCCGACGAGAAGCCUUCCGCUCCCAAGAGCUCAGAGCCUCAGACGACGACGACGACGACGAGGAGCAGCCUUCCGCUCCCAAGAGCUCAGACGACGACGACGACUAGGACUCGGUCGUAACGAUGGUGCACAGCAGAUGACUAUUACACAGCACGGCCGGCAUGCAGGCGGUACCGUGGUGGCUGUACAGAUCUUUAGCAUGCACGUGGGGCCCUGCACACGCGGCGGGAGAAUGUUCAACCAGCGAGGUGCGAGGACCCCGACCCGUCUGUGUGAAGGAGGACAGGUUCCUGUCUGAAAAAAGACGCGUCGCUCUUGCCCGGUGUCCCCAGCGCGGCGCCCUCCGCGCUCGCCGUGCGGCCGGGCUCCGCCGAUCACACCAGGCCAAAACUAAAGCUCCCGAGAUUUCCCCCCCGCUUCCUUUUCGGCGCCGGGGCGGGAGCGCGACGUCUACGGCGGCCGCGAGCGCCGUGGAGACGGAUGGCCAGCUCCCAGGGGUGCGCGUGCGCGUGCCGCCUUGUUUGGUCGGUAGCGCGGCGGCUUCGAUCGCCUGCAGAGCGUGGGUCCAAGGAUUACGCGUCUCCUGUGUGACCGGUGCUGGCGGAUCGCCAGAUGGGAUGCACCCGCGACGCCAUGCGUCGUCGGCCACACACGAGGUGGCUCGAUCUGGCUUCGGGAGUUAACUGGAAUCAAGUCACCGUCGUCGGCUCCAGCCGGCGGCCGAUCGAUCGCUCCGAUCCGCCCGGGCGACGGCGACGGCCACGGCGACCGUGUCGACGAGUGCGUAGGUGUAUUUAGGCAACGUGAAUUAUACAACGUAUGGAGCUUUCAUACGUAGAGGCCGUCAGGACUCAGGAGCACAGCUGGUGGAACCGACGGAUACGGGAGCUGGCGCUGACGUGCCCGCUUCGUUGGCUGCUGCUGGCCACCGGCCGCGCUGUGGCUGUGGUCUCCCUUCGCCGAUCGUUCCUACCCCAGUGCAUACGGCUGUACGCAUACGUCCUUGUCGGCCUGCCAGAUGGAACUUUCUUUCAGGCACCGGCGCUACCUAGCUUCACGCACGGUUUUCUCACGCUUCUUCUCGUGUGCGCUGCUAUCACACAGAUGCCGGUCUGCAUCGAUGUGGUGCCAUGUGUUGUUUCCCUCGAACAGAAAAGAGAGAAUCUAUCGAGCGCUUCUGUGGUGAAACACAAUAUCCUAGCUAGUUAUGCGUACACACAGUUUUGCUCGUGUGGAACGAGGAAAGUUUAUCAAGCGUAAGCAGGGCCGCCAAACUCCGUGGAAUGGAUCAAUGGGGUUGGCCGGAUUUCCGUCU
This is a messenger RNA of Setaria italica (foxtail millet), 2317 nucleotides long. RefSeq lists its product as uncharacterized. The coding region runs from base 589 to 1122 and encodes 177 amino acids. The record is from RefSeq and is a predicted model, not a curated record. The transcript has 4 exons. Lineage: Eukaryota; Viridiplantae; Streptophyta; Magnoliopsida; Poales; Poaceae.